AUGGACGCGGCUGAGCACGAUCUCGAUGCAAAACUCUACAAGGCUUCAGGCAUCCUUCUUUCUGAACUUCAGCAUAAACUGCCACUACUAUUAUAUCGCCCCGGUACAACUCCCCCAAGACGUCGUCGUCGCGUCCUCGACUCAAAAUGCGAGGACCUGAGACACCUGCUUGACCGGUUUCAAGAGUGGCCUCAAUUGCUUGACCCGUCUCUUUCAACGCUGAUCCAGCACCUCACCGAUGCCUUUGUGGGCUAUCUCGCAGAAUCGAGCGAUCAAUAUGGUCCAACGGAACGACAUGGCACGGCUGGAGUCUCCCCUUUGCCACGAGCAAUAUGCAAAAUUUUGUACUCCUUCUGCAAGGUUAGGGGCUACAAAGUCAUUAUUCGUUUGCUCAACAACGAGCCUAAAUACUUGGCCCCCAUGCUGUCCACUUUCAGGGCAUGGAACACAUCCUCCACAGGUAUGACCUGGGAAGAGCGCUAUAUUAUGCUUCUGUGGCUCUCUCAUCUUAUACUUGCCCCAUUCGAGCUGGCCACUAUGUCUGUAAGCAACACAGUCAUGGUUCUUCCAGGUGACCUGGGCAAUCUUCCUGGCAUUGCGGGCGAUGUCACUUCUCUUGCCUUCGAACAGCUGGAAAGCUCUAGCAAGGAGCGCGAGGCUGCAAGUGUGCUGCUAGUACGCUUGACCUUACGAAGAGACAUGCUAGCCUAUAAAUUGCCCGUAAAGCUCGUGAACUAUGCCACGGAGAAACUCCUUUAUGAUACCGAUUUGGUCAGCCUCAGUCCGUACAAAGCUUUGGGCUUCCUGUCGCUCCUUUAUGGCGUUACAAACUCUGGCUCAGAUAAUGAGGUCGCUCCUUACGUCGAAAACCUCCUCAACUCCGUAUUAAAAAUUGCCACAGCUGAGAGCAGUCAGUUUGCAGCCACCAGAGAUUCUGCCCCUGCACGGAAAUGGAUUUUGAAGAUUUUACGGGCCACCCUGCUGCAUGCAAUCUCCCUGAGCUCGACCCAUCCUUCGCUGCGACCGGAAAAGGUAAACACUAUGCUUGAGGAGAGUAUACAGUACUAUCUUGAUGCUCUUAGUGACAAAGAUACCCCGGUCAGAAUGGCUGCUGCCAAGGCACUGAGCGUUGUCACUUUGAAGCUAGAUCCUGAUAUGUCAGCAGAGGUUGUUGAAGCCGUUCUGGGAUGUCUCGAAGAAAACAUCCUGUUGGAAGAUCCUCGCAGUCAUAAGCUCGUGGCAAUAAACGACAAGACGACCGCUGAUACUGCGGGAAAGAAAAGGGUCAUGAGUGCGGUCGAUCCAUUGAGAUGGCAUGGCUUGAUGCUAACUCUCGCCCAUCUGCUGUUCCGCCGGUCUCCUCCACCCAAAAUGCUCUCGAAGAUCAUCCGUGCCUUGCUCCUAGGCUUGGAAUUUGAGCAGAGAUCGAAUGUCGGAACUUCAGUUGGGGUCGGCGUUCGGGAUGCGGCUUGCUUCGGUCUCUGGGCUCUGGCUCGAAAAUACAGCACUUCAGACCUGGAUCUCGUAACGUUCUUGGAAUAUGCUGGGGCAAGCGGAGCAGAGUGCCAGAGUGUCCUUCAGUUGAUAGCCGUCAAACUAAUCAUCUCUGCUUGCCUGGACCCUUCGGGUAACAUUCGCCGAGGGUCAUCAGCGGCACUACAGGAGCUAAUCGGUCGGCACCCAGAUAUGAUUACCAAUGGCAUCUCCGUGGUUCAAGUUGUUGACUACCAUGCCGUUGCUCGGCUCUCUCGGGCCAUGACUGAAGUUGCUCCAGAGGCCGCCGUUCUUGGUAGUGUUUAUCACCGAGCCCUGCUGCAGGCACUGAGAGAAUGGCGAGGUGUCUGUGCUGUCGAUGUCAACCAGCGUCGAUGGGCUGCUUCGACUAUUCAACUUCUUACAAGGCCCCUCCGUAUCUCGGAAAUCUCUCCGUUCGCUGAGGUUGUUCUUCGCCAACUUCUAGAUCUCAAGUCAGUGAACAUAGGCAGCACUGCAGCAGCCAGGCACGGAUUACUCCUGGGGCUCGCGUCUGCACUUGACUCUUUCAGGGAACUUGAGCCUGAGACAGCGUUGUUUUGGCUCCAGGGAGAAGGCAACAAGGCUCUUGAGUUGAAAAUAUUAACCGGUAAGAUCGAGGGCCGCAUAACAUCGGAUAUUGAGCUUGUGAUGGAAGCGAUCGCUACGCUCAUUUGUGGAAUCAGCAAAUGUUGUGCAAUGGUGAAAGCUACGCCGGUACCAGUGCUGAAAUCGUGGAUUUCUGCGGCUGCUGGCGUUCUCAACCAUUGUACAACGGCGGGGACGAGAGAGAUUGCUGUUCAAACAAGCGCCGAAGCAUUUGUGGAGCUAUUCAAAGUCCUUCCACGUUCUGCGGAUGCUGCGAUGGUUGAGGAGUGGCUCGACCGCAAACGACAAACAUCAGCAGCUUCUACCAGCAAAGGCCGCCUCAAAACACUCAGUUUGGUCCACGGAUAUUUGACUCGGAUAGGAUUUAGUCACGGAAUACGCCAGAGGAUCGUAACCUACACGAUGGACAUCAUCCAGGGUCCAUACAAAAUCGAGACAAGAGUUGAUGCCAUGGACGCUCUGGGCAUUAUCCUCUCGAGCGAGAUACCGAAGGCCGGUGAAGGUGCGACGACCCAACUAUAUAAUGUGUUCCAAUAUGGUUUGACGGAUUACACCAAUGACCAGCGAGGGGACAUCGGUUCCAUCCUCCGACUGCAGACGCUCGAGACCGUCGACAAAUACCGGAUCCACCUUGGGCCUCGUGAACAAGAAAGCACAGUCUGGAGAGAUGUGUUGCCGCUUGUUGUCAAAUUGGCGGCUGAGAAGCUAACCAAUGUGCGUUUUCGGGCAUGGAAAUGUCUCGAGAGCUAUUGGCAAACCGAUACUUCCUUACCAGGCCUUCGCAACGCUUUCCAUUAUGCCACCGACGUCUCAUCAGUCAUAUAUUUCCAGCAAAUGAUGGAACUCCUCUGCGUACCCUGGGCACAAAAAGGUCUCAUCCUCGGACUUGUUUCAUCAGCAACCUCUGGCGCCGAAGAUCUUUGUCGUGCUGCAAGUAAUGCGUUUAUCUGGCACAUGCAGUGUCUCGAACCCAAGAAACAGGCAACCGUUGUAGAAACAGUUUCGACAAUCGUUGUUGAAGAGCUUGCGUUAAGGGCUAAAGAAGAUGACCGCCAAGUUCUCCCCUUGCUUGAUUUUUUGUGUCUUAUAAUUGACCAAAAUCUGUACGCUGACGAAUUCAUCUCCCAUUCAAACAACGCCAGUUUAGACUUAUGGGCUGUAAUGCAAAAAGUCCACGGCCCUUCAUCAAGCCUCCAGAGAAUUGAAGCUUCUCUAAAUGUCUACUCGAGAAUGUUGGCUAUCGAUGCGUAUCGGGCCAGGGCGCUGGACAAACUGACUCGACAACUGCUUCAUCGCUGGCCAAAGAUUCGCAACAUUGCGGCUGACUUUCUUUACGUUGACUAUCCGAGCCAAAAAUUGGCUUUUUGCGACUGGAACGAACCUCUAGCCAGCAUCAAGCCAGUCGUUCUCGAAAUCCGAAAGCAGGUCGGCGCAGCCGGGAUGGGGGGCCACUAG
Cladophialophora psammophila CBS 110553 is the source of this 3576-nucleotide messenger RNA. RefSeq lists its product as uncharacterized. Bases 1 to 3576 code for a protein of 1191 amino acids. Lineage: Eukaryota; Fungi; Ascomycota; Eurotiomycetes; Chaetothyriales; Herpotrichiellaceae. The record is from RefSeq and is a predicted model, not a curated record. Gene Ontology annotation, biological process: post-chaperonin tubulin folding pathway; tubulin complex assembly; microtubule cytoskeleton organization. Gene Ontology annotation, molecular function: beta-tubulin binding; GTPase activator activity. The transcript is spliced from 3 exons.